This is a messenger RNA of Trichobilharzia regenti, 351 nucleotides long. Lineage: Eukaryota; Metazoa; Platyhelminthes; Trematoda; Strigeidida; Schistosomatidae. The record is from the annotation of a GenBank genome assembly.
AUGCAAGGUUUACAAGCACCUUCACGAGGAUUUUGUGGACUUAUUAAACCCGGUUGUUCAGGUAAUUUUCGGGGAGAUUCAUGUAGUUCAACAUCAUCAAGUAUUCGUGAGCAAUUAGCCAAUGGCCUGCUGAAAGUGGAACUGGGUGAAUACACAUUAUCUGUGCUAUGCGAAUUGACCAAUCCUAAUGACACAUUUGAAUAUCACGUACGUCGGUUUCCAUCGAAAAUUAUGCCAACAUUUUGUACGUAUAAAAUAAAAAACAAUCAGGUUAGACUACGAUUACGAAAAGCCUGUGGUUCUGACCAAUGGGCAGGUGUAUUGGCUGUUAGGGGUUUAGAUCAAAGUUGA